This is a messenger RNA of Cygnus atratus (black swan), 2530 nucleotides long. RefSeq names its product CCAAT enhancer binding protein alpha (gene CEBPA). Gene Ontology annotation, biological process: regulation of transcription by RNA polymerase II; myeloid cell differentiation; DNA-templated transcription. The record is from RefSeq and is a predicted model, not a curated record. NCBI's taxonomy places the organism in Eukaryota, Metazoa, Chordata, Aves, Anseriformes, Anatidae. The coding region runs from base 232 to 1209 and encodes 325 amino acids. Gene Ontology annotation, molecular function: DNA-binding transcription factor activity, RNA polymerase II-specific; RNA polymerase II cis-regulatory region sequence-specific DNA binding. The transcript has a single exon.
CAACAGGGCAGGCAGGCAGCGAGCGGGGCUCGGCCGGGCUGGGGCGGGGGACAGGCUCCGGGCGCGCCGAGCCGAGCCGAGUCGUGCCGAGCCGAGCCGUGCUGCUCGCCGCCGGGGGACCGCGGGGUGCCGCGGGCUUGGCAGAGCCGCCGCCGCCGCCGCCGCCGCCGCCCCGUCCGAAACCUGGAUUGCAGGAGCCCUUCACCAUGCCCGGCAGACUGUAGGUGCUUCAUGGAGCAAGCCAACUUCUACGAGGUCGAUUCCCGGCCCCCGAUGAGCAGCGGCCAGCACCACCAGCUCCAGACUCCCCUGCCCGGCAGCGCCUACAGCUACAGAGAGGCUCCCUCGGCGGCGGCACCUGCUGCGGGCGGCGCGGAGCUCGGCGACAUCUGCGAGAACGAGAACUCCAUCGACAUCAGCGCCUACAUCGACCCCGCCGCCUUCAACGACGAGUUCCUGGCCGACCUCUUCCAGCACAGCAAGCAGCAGGAGAAAGCCAAGGCCAUCCUGGCCGGGGAUUUCGACUUCCACAGCAUGCAUGGGGCCGGCGCCGCCGCCUCGGCGCCGGGACACCAGCAGCAGCACCACCAGCAGCCGCUCUUCGGCUGCAUGGCCGGCUACAUGGACGGCAAGCUCGACCCGCUCUACGAGCGCAUCGCCGCGCCGGGCUUGCGGCCGCUGGUGAUCAAGCAGGAGCCCCGCGAGGAGGAGGAGGUCAAGUCGGCGGCCCUGUCGGCCCUCUACCCCCACCACGCCGCGCAGCAGCACCCCUCCCACCUGCAGUACCAGAUCGCCCACUGCGCCCAGACCACCAUGCACCUCCAGCCCGGGCACCCCACGCCGCCCCCAACGCCCGUGCCCAGCCCGCAUCACCCGCACCACCCGCAUCCCCCGGGCGGCCUGCCCGCCGCCGGCGCGCUCAAGAUGAUGCCCGCGGACCACCGGAGCAAAUCGAAAAAGACAGUGGACAAGAACAGCAACGAGUACCGGGUGCGCCGGGAGCGCAACAACAUCGCGGUGCGCAAGAGCCGGGACAAGGCCAAGCAGCGCAACGUGGAGACGCAGCAGAAGGUGCUGGAGCUCACCACCGACAACGAGCGGCUGCGGAAGCGGGUGGAGCAGCUCACCCGGGAGCUGGAGACUCUGCGGGGCAUCUUCAGGCAGCUGCCCGAGAGCUCGCUGGUGAAGGCCAUGGGCAGCUGCGCCUAGCGCCGGGACUGCGGGGCGCCGUUGGGCUGCCACGCUCACCUACAUAUACAUAUAUAUAUUAUAUAUACUGGAGCGCAGCGAUCUCAGAUUGUUGGGGGGGGGGGUUGUUUUUUUUGUUUUUGUUUUUUUUUGGUUCGGUUCUUUUUUUCUUUUUUUUUUUGAACAAUUAACGACCAAUAAAAGAAGCCAGGCAGCUGUAGUAUUAAAAAGGUUUGUGCCUUAGGGAUGACACACGAAUAAGCUGAAAACAUGGUGGGUUUUAUAAGGAGAAAGGCGAGGGGAAGGAAGAAAUAAAAAGCUCACGUGUCUACACAGGGUAAAUAACAAUAAUAAUAAUAGUAAUAAAGCACAUAUAGUGACCCAGAUGUGCCUUAAAAGCUGGCUGCAGGAGCUCUGGGGCUUUCUGUGCCCCAGCCUGGCAGGGUGCAAGGAAGCAGGGUGAGGGCCGGAGGAGCCGGCGCUGAGGAGCAGGCAGCAGGGAGCACAGGCAGCAGGGCCCGAUGCCUCUUGGAGCAGCAGGAGGCAGCUGGGGUGCCCCAGCCUGGCCCCAGUGCCUCCAGGCCACCCCGGGACCGACAGACACAGCCUGGACUGCCGGAGCAGCAGCUUGUGAGGGAGCGCAGUGAGCUCCCCGUCUCAAAAGGAAGAGCAGCAGCGUCUUGUACUGUAUGUCACGACAUGGCGAAGCACAAGUGAAUAAAUACCUAUCGAUGCGGGUAUUUACUAUGAACUCUCAGUGUAUUUUGCUUUAUUCCAGGACGUUCAGCUCCUCUCCAAGUCUCUGUCUGUCCAAGCUGUGCCUCAUGUAAUGUGAAAGCCUUUCCGUGUAUACUAGCUACACUUUAUUUUUAUUGCAUUACUUAGAUCUUUGCCAUCACAUGACUUUCUUAUCUGGUGACAGAGACUAUGCCCUUGUGCUGCAACGUUAUUUUAUUAUUUGUGUGGGUGGGUGAGAGCGAGUGUGCGCUGCGCUGCCUCCAGCGCGGGCCCGGGCCGGCCGCUGCCUCCCCGCCGCAGCACCUUUGGACUCCGGAGCUUCUCCCCGGCAGAGAGCGGAAAAAAAUAACCAACACACAAACAAACCAACCCAAACAAAUCCCCUUCGCCGGAGGCUCGUAGCUGGAGUUGGGCAGCAAGUCGGCCCGGGGCCGGGGCAGCGGGAGGGCAGCGCCGGGGGCGUGCGUGUGUGGGGGGCGUGUGCGCCGCGGGUGGGUACCCAGCGGUGGGGUUGGGGGUUGUUUGGGGGGAGGGAGGGCUGCAUAUAAAGUUUGUCCGAAGUCCUGGUUACACUCAUAAAUAAACAGCAUAUAUUCGACCAUAA